Molecule: messenger RNA, 1668 nt
Organism: Sardina pilchardus (European sardine)
Lineage: Eukaryota; Metazoa; Chordata; Actinopteri; Clupeiformes; Clupeidae
Gene: ggcta
Product: gamma-glutamylcyclotransferase a
Exons: 4
Coding region: 113-619 (168 amino acids)
Molecular function (GO): gamma-glutamylcyclotransferase activity
Source: RefSeq, a predicted model, not a curated record
AAGCUGUGAACAGCAUGACAAACAGCAGUUUACGUUAGGUGUUACUGGUGUGUCGUUAGGUCUUUACUGAUUUGUAGAAACCCCUGAAUAGCAGUUAUUCAAUUUACCCAGUAUGUCUAGUGAUGGUGACUUCAUGUAUUUUGCUUUUGGGAGCAAUCUGUUGAAGGAACGGCUUCAGCUUAAAAAUCCAUCCGCGACAUUUUAUUCUACUGGUCGGUUGAAGGAUUAUGCCCUGAGGUUUGGUUUGUGGGGAGAGAGGGUGCAGUGCAGGUGGAACGGCGGAGUUGCCACCAUUGAGGAAAACCCAGGUGCAGAGGUUUGGGGAGUAGUCUGGAAACUCAGCAAAGACAACCUUGCCUCUCUAGAUAAACAGGAGGAGGUGUACAGUCCCAUGGAGGUUACUGUGGAGACGGACAAUGGACUGUUGGUCUGUCGAACGUACCAAAUGAACAACUUCAGUGCCUGCCUGCCUUCUCCCCAGUACAAGCAGGUUCUAUGCCUGGGUGCUCAACAGAACGGCUUGCCCCUGGAGUACCUUAAAAAACUGCAAGACGUAGAGACUAACAACUACAGCGGGCCAUCAUCUAUCAUGGACGAGAUCAAACAUGUGAUGAACUAGCAGGGAUGUGCCUGAGUAAGGAGACUGACUCAUGACGUCCAUUCGGCCAUUGAAGGUCCCUCCCCUGAAAAUGGUGCCACACGCCACCGUUGGAGAAUCAGUUUGCUUUCUGAUCGAUAUGUUCUCCUCCCUCCAGAGAUGGUUCUUAUAGUGUCCCAUUUCUUUUCUGAUUUUUUUUUUUUUUUUUUUUUUUAAAUGGGGGAGGGAGUCGUUGGAGGUGAGUUGGAACAGAGGCCCUGAGGAACUAGUUUUGGUUUGCAGACAUGGAAGUUAGGGGUCAGGCAUUGGUUUGAUGCCCUUGGAUUUGAGUCAAGGGGAGAGUGUCAAGGCCAACGUCCACGAAUGGCAUCUGACACGCAUCAAGUUAUGCCAAAGUUUAGAGCUCCAUGACUUUUAACGGCAGUAAAGACCACUGGCGCCAUCUGACCUUUAGAAAUUUGCUCUAUCUCUCUUGAGCGCCAAAUCCAUAAACGUGAAUGUCGUCGCCAGUGGCCGUUGGCCUUGAUGCUUUUUUUUUUUUUUCCUCAUAAAUUAUCCAUUGCACAAAAAUCCAUUCAUAAUGACGCAGACCCUCCAAGAUCUCUCAGGACAUGAAUGUUGUAACAUGAGACUCAACUCCAUGAACAUACAAUCUCUUGCACAGCUAAAAGUUUAUUUGAACAAUCAUCAGUGUCAAGUUGUACAGGGAAAAAUAACUCAAGUAGCAGCUUACACAAGUGAUCUGAAUCCUUUCAGAGCACUGUCAUAAUGCUUGUUUUUUUUUAUCCCUAAUAAUGUAAUCAUUAACUACCUUUGCAGACCACCUGUUCUCUAUAGAAAUAAAAGUCACAGACAGGACUAUACUGUACUGAAUAUUUGGUAAAUUGGUAUAGUAUUGGACUAUGAUCCAUAAUAUAAAAUUUAAACUCAUCAUAGUCAUUAUGUCACCUAUUAUUGACGUGUUCAAUGAUUUUCUUGCAGGUGUACAUAUUUCUGUUUUAAUUUAUAUACAGUAAAAGUUUUCGAUCUGCAGUGGUCUUAUUUGAUUAAAUGACUGAGCACAAAGGAAA